This is a messenger RNA of Sphaeramia orbicularis (orbiculate cardinalfish), 1773 nucleotides long. It is a transcript of the gene nxph4, whose product is annotated as neurexophilin 4. The coding region runs from base 395 to 1255 and encodes 286 amino acids. NCBI's taxonomy places the organism in Eukaryota, Metazoa, Chordata, Actinopteri, Kurtiformes, Apogonidae. Gene Ontology annotation, molecular function: signaling receptor binding. The transcript has 2 exons. The record is from RefSeq and is a predicted model, not a curated record.
GUCAGUAUACUAAAACACAAGAAGUGCCGCUGAUCCUCAGUGAGAUCUCCACUUUCCCCUCUGCCUUUCUAACUGACCUCUGGUGUCCACGCACCUAAUCCACGCACCAAAAGCGUCCGGUGAUGAGCGGAGCCAAACACCAUGGAUGUGCCACAUGAGGCGGACCGGAGAAACUGAAGGCACCGCUCAAAGUUUGACAGACAGACACCACCGUGACAGUGACUGAGAAAGCGCUCAACUUUAUUAAGCGUGUUUUUCUGCUUACCUGAUACUUUUUGCUCGCCGCCUGUCUGUUGGGAUUGCUUGGAUUCCGCGGUGUUUCUUUAUAUGUUCAGCCGGGGAGACGUGUAGUGGGGGUUUUUUUUUCGGGGUGGUCCGCUGUAAGGAAGGUGACAUGCAGGUUCUUGGUUGGAGCAUAGUUCUCUUCUGCCAGUGGAUCCUACAGAAGGUCCAGGGGUUAGAGAAGCAGGUCGACUUCUCAGACCUAGGUCCAGUGGGGUCAGUGAUGAAGACAUUUCCAUAUGGCACAGUGGGAGGAAAAACAGGAGGAGUGGUUAAAAAUCCGUAUCAAACCCGCGUCUUUUCCACGUCCAUUGAUCAGACCCCCAUGAAAACCAAGCCACCCACCUACAGUUUCUUCAACCCAUAUGACUCGGCCCGGAACCAGUCCCUGCUUCUGGAUCAGACAGGCUACCGCUCCAAGCGCAAACCUUCACUAAAGACAGCCAUGAAGACCAAGAAAAUCUUUGGCUGGGGGGACUUCUACUUCAAUGUCAAGACCAUGAAGUUCAGCUUGUUGGUAACGGGGAAGAUUGUGGACCACAUCAACGGGACGUUCACCGUUUACUUCCGUCACAACUCCUCCAGCCUGGGUAACGUGUCGGUCAGCAUUGUGCCACCGACCAAAGUGGUCGAGUUCGAGGUUCUGCAGCAACAGCCACUCCACCCCCACACCCAGCAGGAUAUCCAGAUCCAGGAGACCCAACAGUCCACCAUUGACCCCAAAGAGGUAAAGACCUUUAACUGCCGGGUGGAGUAUGAGAAAACCAACAGGUCCAAGAAGCCCAAACCCUGCCUGUACGACCCGUCUCAGACCUGCUUCACGGAACACACCCAGUCCCAUGCUGCCUGGCUCUGUGCCAAACCCUUCAAGGUGAUCUGCAUCUUCAUCUCUUUCUUUAGCAUCGACUACAAGCUGGUUCAGAAAGUGUGUCCGGACUACAACUUCCAAAGUGAGCACCCUUAUUUUGGAUAAGCAAGACUGAGCUGAAAAAAGGAGGAAAAAAAGACAAUAAUAAUGAAGAAGAUAAUGAUGAUAAAAAACGGAUUCCAGUGAAGAGGCAGGGGACAGUUUUUUGCCUCUCAAUUGCUGUGAAUUGUGGAUUUAAAUAAAAUAUAAUCAGAGUUAUGGAUGGUUAGGAUAUGGCUGAUUUCUGACUUAUUUUCCAACUUUGUAUUUACUUCUGUUUUUAUUAGAUUUCUUUCUGUAAAUAAUGUACUCCACCUCAGCACACUUAUUGUUUUUAGAUAUUUGUUUCUCUGUGUUAUUACUUUUUGCAGUUUGAGACCUCUGUUGAAAACUGCUGGGAUCAGUGUGUCCUCUGCGGCGGCAGUGCUGUAUGGCAGACAUAAUGUAAUGGUAGACUGACUGUUAAUCAUCCUCUCAGCUUUACAUUUCAAACCCUGGAUAUAAAGAGAGUUAUAUGUAUGAGAAAUGCUAUGCUGGAUACAAUAUACUGUAUGAAAAAGCACAUUAAAAUCUCUUAAAAUGUC